UGCAUUUGUUUUGAUUAUCUCAAUUAAAAUUUACGAGUUUUAUUAUUCUGACUAAGAAAAUUCUAAAAAUUCGAUAUAGCAAGUAUUAUUUACCAUUUGAAUAAAGGAAAUUGUGUACAAAUUUCAUUCCACUACAAAUACAAAUUACAAAAUGGUUUGUGUGCCUUGUUUCAUCAUUCCUGUGCUGCUGUACAUCUGGCACAAAUUUAUCCAACCAUAUGUAUUACCUAUUAUACAGCGUUAUUGGAAUCCUUGGGAGAAAAAGGAUACUCAGGGUAAUGUAAUAAAAAAUACACCCGAGUUUCCAUUCGAAUGCAAAGGCGGCGCUUGCCCCUUCACUGGAUCUAAAAACAAAACUUUAACCAAUGACGGAAGUGAAAAGUCAGCUGUUGUGAAGGACGCUGUGGAUUCCAGCUCCAGUGGGCCAGAUGCAAAGAAAGAAAACUGAAAUUAUACUAGUGCAAUUAGGUUACAUGUAUAACUGUAUGUAAUAUACAAUUUACAACUUAAUGACCAAUGAAAAAUACAUAAACUUGGGGCUGGGCAUAAUGAAGGCAACUAUAUGAUUACUGUAUAAUCAAAAGCAGACGGGUAUUAGUGACACUUUUGCACAGCUGUGUGCAAAGUAAAUUUUUUUGUUUUGCAUUUUAAAUAACUGUAUUACCUUAGCUAAACAUUUAAUUGUAAAUAAAGCUGAUUUUUCGAACUAAAA
Messenger RNA from Bactrocera tryoni, 712 nucleotides. Its product is annotated as UPF0729 protein GD16342. The record is from RefSeq and is a predicted model, not a curated record. The transcript has a single exon. Bases 152 to 448 code for a protein of 98 amino acids. NCBI's taxonomy places the organism in Eukaryota, Metazoa, Arthropoda, Insecta, Diptera, Tephritidae.